This is a messenger RNA of Sycon ciliatum, 753 nucleotides long. RefSeq lists its product as uncharacterized. The transcript has 5 exons. NCBI's taxonomy places the organism in Eukaryota, Metazoa, Porifera, Calcarea, Leucosolenida, Sycettidae. The coding region runs from base 1 to 753 and encodes 250 amino acids. The record is from RefSeq and is a predicted model, not a curated record.
AUGGACCGUGUUCCUUUCUUCUUGGAUUCCUUCAUCAAUGGUGACCAAGCUAGGAGCAUGAAGACAACCGCUGCUGGUAUUGGCACUAUUCUCAUAGAUCGUUUCGGCGCAUUCCAAUUCACAAUCUUGAUGGCUGGCUUCACAAAGGAGGUUCGUUCUGUCAAGGCGUUCACCCGCAACUCCACCACGAACCCGACUGUGUCCGCACAAGUUGCUGAUUUCUUUGCUGAUUUCGAAGGACCGGAGCAAGCUCAUGGCAAGUGGUGGCCAGACGUUGCAUGGUUGCUGAAUGCCCUGAACGAUCGGUAUGAAAUCUCAGCCAGUACCGAGCUGCUUGGAACACCGGCAGAUAUCACCGGAGCCCUUUCUACCAGCGUUGGCGGGGGAUUUGGAUUCUAUCACUUUGAUGGUCUUAUGCUGCCAACAACACCAGCCGAAUACAUGGGCUUCUCAUAUGUCUACAUGAGCUCAAACAACAGUAUUACGCUAUCCACUAUCAUUGUCGGUGACAAUGGCAAGGCUCACACCGUCCGUGUGGUGGACAGCAGCUCAAUUAUCUAUUUCAAGGUCAACAACACUGCAGUCAACUCCUCUAUACUAUCUGAAAGCAUCACUGACUGGAACAGCACAGUGAAGAAUAUGCUGACCUCGGGACAGCUGUCUGUGCAAGCUCUGGAUAACAGUGGUACUGUGUUGCUGCAGAGACCACUCAGGAUCAGUGAGAGAGGUCAGUCCUUACCCCCAGUACAAUGA